This is a messenger RNA of Linum trigynum, 6186 nucleotides long. NCBI's taxonomy places the organism in Eukaryota, Viridiplantae, Streptophyta, Magnoliopsida, Malpighiales, Linaceae. The record is from the annotation of a GenBank genome assembly.
CCAACGAUUUCCUGUAGUUGUCGCUUGAAAUUGUUAGUUAACCCACUUUGAGUGGUAUAGUUGUUGAAGCUUACUUUGGGCUACUAUUUUUUAUGGUUGUGCUAAACUUGAGCUUCAGACUAAAUAUAAUAAUGUAUAAUGUGGGCGACCAUAUUUUAACAGCCGCCGAUAGUCUAAAAUAACAGGCGGCAUUUUUGAGUUUCUUGGCGGUAAAUGAAUUUCAUUUGUGGCAACUUUAUUUUGUUUUGCCGACCAUACUAAUUAGAAGACAAACAUGUGCAAUUGUUUUUUACCAACCAAUUCGUAUAAGUUGUUGUACAAAAUUGCUUUGGCCCACGUCAUUUUAAUGGUUGUUUAAAAAAUGAAUUAAGCCCAAAUGUAUUAAGCCCACAAUAUUUAGUUAUAGUAGCAAAAGGCCUAAAUUCCUAUUCCAGAUAAAGAAGAGGGAAGGCACUUUCAGUACUUUCUCUCUCUUUUCACUCUCCAUCUGCGUACCGAGAUCCCUCAUUUUCCUUCUUCCCCAUUGUUGAUCGAAAACAAAAAAAUACCCCCAAACUCAUCUUUCUACCACUGCCUCCUAUUGCCGAUGACUGCCCCCGAUGAUGGUCCCCAGCCAUCACUUCCCUCGACCUGGUUACCAAAAUGAGAAAUUUUGAUUGAGAGGAUUUUGGCAUUUGAGAACCUAGUUCUUAAAUCUCAGGUAUGAUCAGUCAAGAACCUUCACUGAAAAUUCAUCGCUAACCUACUCUUCUUUCUUCUAUUUUUAUUUAUAAAUGUACAUUUUUCUAUGAAGAAAGGAAAAAAAGACCGCACAACAAGUUGUACAGGAAGUGGAAAGCUGUUUUGUGGAAGGUAAAUGACAUUGUGUUUGUUAAAUUUGUGCAUUUCAUUGUUUUUAUCUUGUGAAUUAUAUCCCAUAUAGAAUGAUGUUUAUCCUUCUAUCCAAAUGUUUAAAUCUGACCUACUAUCAUGUGGAUUUUUUUUUCACUCGAUCAUGACCUAAAGCUCCUCCUUCUCUAACUCAUUGAUUUUUUAUCUCGGUUAUCUUUGCUGGCUAGGGGUUUUUGAAAAUUCUUCUUUCUUGUUUCUGGAUUUUAUCAAUUAUUGGUAGAGGAAAUUAUGAUUCUUGUCCCUCAAUGAUGGUGCUAAUUCUCCCUAACCAGUGCUCGUUUGUUUUUCCUUCUUUGUUCCUAGUGAGGUGUCUAUUUAUUAUGCAACCCUUUUGCUUAAUUACUUGUUUUGUUAAGAUUAAGAUAAUUCAUAGUGUGUUUUCAUGAUAAAAACUUGUUUUGCAUCAGUGUCUGAUGGUGUCAUUUAUGGGCUUUUCCCUCAUGCUAGUCUCUUUGCAGCCUACCAUGAACAAGGAUGUGCUGCGGCCUCAUGACAUUGCACGCUAUAGUUUUCUUUUUGCUAUCUCCUUUGUAGUUUUUGCUCUUAAACUCAUGUUGUGUUCUCAUUGCAAGUAUUCUUUCUUGUUCUGUUUUUGUUGGAGCUUUCCUUUUCCUUUAAUAACAAUUUAGUCUUAGACAUCCAAAACAAAUCAGUCAAUGUAUUUGGUAUGUAAAGCAUGAAGAUAUAUAACUAUCAUAACAUGAGUGGCAUGGAUGAGAGCUUGACAACGAAAGUCUUUCCUGAAGUUAGACUUGUAGGAACUAAAGGCAGAUUGGUUGUUUAUGUUUUCUUUUCUUUGUAUUCUUCCAUUUAUAACUAAGUUGCAUGCUUUUACAGCAUCCAAGAAAAGUGGGAGAUAAGCUAGCAUCUUGGUGAUCAAGUUUCAGACUGUUUGGCUCGUAUCUAGUUUACAGGUUAGAUCUGGUUACUUGCUCAAGAUAGUCUCUUGUAGUUGCUUGACAUGUGUUUUUGAAUAGGUUCAACUGCAAAUUUCAUACUUAUAAUAGUUCCUUUCUAUCGCACUGGGUUUUCUAUUCUUUAUUAAGUCCCUGAACCGACACUUUAUAUGCUUAAAUCCUCUCUAACUAACUUUCACAUUACCCAUUUGUUGUAUAAUAAUAAGUCAAUAAUGAAAUAAACUAAAACCACACUUUGCCCUCCUUUGUCUCUCUCCCACUCUCUCUAUGCACUUCACUGCCUUCUCGUAAACUCCUACAAAUCUUGUCAUUUCCUUGUUUUUUACUCCUUUCUCUCGAAUAAUAUUUUGAUAGUAAAGUAUAAUUAAUGUUCUGGUAAUAGGAUGGAUAGAUCAUGGAUGAAGGGAAGGAGGUUCAGUAUAAAAUAUGUGGAGGGAGUUAGGUCUUUCAUGUCCUUUGUUGAGAACAAUAUAGGUCUUGAUAAAGACAUUCGAUGUCCUUGCAACCAAUGUCUAAAUGCGUUGCGCCAGUCUCAAGAUGUUGUGUUUGCACACCUAUUAAUCAACGGGAUAGACACUGAUUAUACUAAGUGGGCUCACCAUGGAGAGACUUUCAAUUCACCUAUGGAUGAUAUUGAUGUGAAUGAUAAUCUUUCUGAUUGUAUCUUGGAUAAUGAAGAGGAGGAUGACCUUUUUGAUCUUUUGGCCGAACAUCAAAGUUUCAUCAAUAAUGAUGAGAACAAUGGAGAUGACAUAACGACUAAGGGAUACGAAGAAUUCAUAGCUUUAUUGGGGAAAGCUCAUGAGGAGUUAUAUCCUGGUUGCGAUAAAUAUUCAAGACUAUCAUUUGUGGUAAAGUUACUUCACUUGAAAGUAUACAACAAAUGGAGCAACAAGUCAUUUGAUAUGUUGCUUAAGCUGUUGAAGGACGCUUUACCUACUGGUAAUUUGAUUCCUAGUUCGUAUUAUGAGGCUAAGAAUAUGCUGCGUAGCCUUGGCUUAGGAUAUAUUCCCAUUCAUGCAUGCCCCUAUGAUUGUGCCUUGUAUUGGAAGGAGAAUGAGAAACUAGAAGCUUGUCCCAUAUGCAAAACUUCUAGAUGGAAAGUUAAUGAUGGAAAAGGAAAGAAGAUUCCUUGGAAGAUUUUACGCUACUUUCCUUUGAAACCAAGACUUCGUCGAUUAUUCAUGUCAAGCAAAACUGCGGUACACAUGAGGUGGCACAAAGAAAAGCGUAAUGAUGAUGGGAAUUUGCUUAGCCAUCCUGCAGAUUCAAAGGAGUGGAAGGACUUUGAUGCAGAGUACCCUUGGUUUGCUGCCGAUUCUCGUAGUGUGCGACUUGGACUAGCAAGUGAUGGGUUCAAUCCUUUUGGCAAUAUGAGCAAUUCGUACAGCAUGUGGCCAGUUGUGCUUACACCAUAUAACUUACCUCCUUGGAUGUGCAUGAAAGAGCCAUAUUUGUUAUUGACUUUGUUGAUUCCUGGCCCUUUAGCCCCAGGAAAGGAUAUCGACGUUUAUUUGAAACCUUUGGUUGAUGAGCUGCAAGAGUUGUGGUUGGAGGGAACACAAGCUUAUGAUGUCCACUCUAAAUGUAGUUUUAAGCUCCAUGCAGCUCUGAUAUGGACUAUAAAUGACUUCCCAGCUUAUGGUAAUCUAUCGGGAUGGAGCACAAAAGGAUAUCUUGCUUGUCCUAUUUGUAACAAAGAUAGUUCAUCUCACAAACUGAAGAGCAAAAUUGGCUAUUUGGGUCAUCGACGCUUCUUACCAAUCCAACAUAGGUGGCGAAAAGAUAGGAAAAAAUUCAAUGGAAAACAAGAGAUGCGACCACCUCCUGUGUUCUUAUCUGGCUAUGAUAUUUUGGAACAACUUGCGUAUGUAACAGCGAGGCCUCCUGGCAAACAUCCUGAGAUUCUUGAUAAGAGAAAACGGCCUUGUGAGGAUUUAAAUUGGGUGAAAAGAAGCAUAUUCUUCACACUUCCUUAUUGGAGAUCCUUAAAAUUGAGGAACAAUUUGGAUGUUAUGCAUAUUGAAAAAAAUAUAUGCGAUAAUGUUGUUGGGACAUUACUAAGCAUCCCUGGGAAAACUAAAGAUACAGUGAAAGCACGAGAAGAUUUGGAAGUGAUGAGGAUAAGAAAGGAGUUGCAACUUGUGAAAAGAAGUGAUGGGAGAUAUGAUAUGCCUCCUCCAUUAUAUACAAUGACAAAGCAAGAGAGGAAAGACUUCUGCCAAUUUCUGAAAGAAGUCAAAUUUCCUGAUGCUUAUGCUUCGAAUAUUUCUCGGUGUGCCAAUGUUGUUGAAGGAAAAGUUACGGGGCUCAAAAGUCAUGAUUGUCAUAUUCUUUUGCAAAGAUUGCUACCUGUAGGGGUACGAGGAGGUAUGGAUGCACAUGUCGCUAAUGUUUUAGCUGAAUUGGGUGAUUUCUUUCAUCGCUUAUGUUGCAAGACGUUAAGUGUAGAGGCAUUGGACAAGUUACAAGAAGAUAUAAUCAUGAUCUUGUGCAAGCUAGAGAUGAUUUAUCCCCCGGCCUUCUUUGAUGUUAUGGUGCAUCUGGCUAUUCAUCUGCCAUAUGAAGCAAAACUUGGUGGACCAGUACAAUACCGAUGGAUGUACCCAAUUGAAAGAUUUCUAAGCACUUUAAAGGGGUUCGUACGAAAUAGAGCUUAUCCAGAAGGUUCAAUUGCUGAGGCGUAUCUAGUUGAUGAAUGUUUGACAUUUUGUUCGAUGUAUUUGGAUGGAAUCGAGACACAAUUUAAUGCUCCCGAGAGAAACUAUGACAUUGAAGAAGAUGGAAACUUGUCUAUUUUCUCGACCAAAGUUCGACCAAUUGGUGGUUCGCAAUAUGUGCCAUUAUCUGAUGAAGAAUUAGAAAUGGCUCAUUGGUACGUGCUUAGCAAUUGCGAAGAUGUUCAACCGUACAUGGAGGAGCAUUUGAAUUCCAUUGAAGCUCAUGAUCUGGUGAGAAAGCAUGAUGUAUAUAAAAAGCAAUUUCCAAAGUGGUUUCAAAAACAGAUGGAAAAUACAUUAUGCUCAAAUAAAGACGAAAGAACAUUGGCUUUGGAUUCACUAUCUCGUGGCCCCUUACCUUGUGUUAACAAAUAUACUGGUUGUAUCAUCAAUGGUGUUAGAUACCAUACUAAGGAUCGAGAAGGCCGCCUUAAAAGCCAAAAUAGUGGUGUUGUUGUGGAAGGAAAUCAUUGUGAUGAAGUUAUCGACUUUUAUGGAGUUUUGUUGGAGAUCAUCAAGCUAUACUACUUAAGGGAUAAACAUGUCUAUCUCUUCAAGUGCGGAUGGUUCAAUGUGGACAGACAGAAGUCAAGAAUAGUAAAUGAUGGUGCAAUUACUAGUAUUCGUGUUGAUCGAUUUUGGUACAUGGGUGAUCCAUUUGUGCUCGCUAAUCAGGCAAAGCAAGUUUAUUACACAAAUGAUCCUAAGUUGGGGCUGAAUUGGAGAGUUGUGCAACUGUUUAACCAUCGUCAUAUUUUUUCUGGAGAUAUAGAGAACUUAGAUGACCCUGAGAUCUCUAAUGACAUGAGCAACAAUGAAGAUGCAUACCAAGAUGAAGAGUUAAUAAAUGUUUUACCGGAGGUUGGUAGCAUUGAAAUUGAUGGUGAAGUAUCAUUGCGAAGAGAUGAUGUUGCUGCAGAAGUGGUUGAUGUUGUGAUUAGGAGGAAGAGAACUGCAUCGGAACGAGAGAUGGAAAUAGAAGAUGCACACGAAGAAGUUGAUCAUGAAAGUGGAAGUGAAAGUGAUGUACCAUCAAUUGCAACUGCACCUGUAGACAAAGAAGACGUUUCUCUAGAUUCUUGCAGUGAAGAGGAGGACGAUGAGCUUGGAUAUGAGAAUUGAUUAGAUAGUAAUAAUGAUGAUGCUUAACUAAUUUAAUACUUGCACUAAUUAUUUUGUCUUUAUUCAAUCGUCUCUUGCAUUCAUAUUUUUAAUCUGAGAGUUGGCUUUGCUUUUCCUUUUUGCAUUAUUAGUAUAAUUGUUUCACCAAAACUUGGUCACUUCUGAAAAGCUAUUUUAUUAAUGCUUUGUACUAUUUGAGUCAAGAUGGCUUGUUAGUUUUGACCAUGUCAUUACACGUGUAUGAACCUAUUUUUCAUGCUAAUUUUCUUUCUUCAUUUCAGGUUAACGCGAUGUCUUCAGGUCCGGGUAUGUCUAGCACAAAAAAAGCUCAAAUGAGAAAACAAGGCAUUCCAUCUUUGAUGAAGUCUGGCUCAAUUCCCAAGCGCAACUCUGUAUCGGAUAUACCAAUCCCAUCUUCUGGUGGAGUUGGCAAUUCUACUGUACUUCCUUCUCCAAGCUUGAAAAGAAGUGCAUUCUUGUCUUCUAAUGCCACGAAACAAGGUAAGUUAGCUAGCUAACAAAGUUAUGGUUGAACU